Cylas formicarius (sweet potato weevil) is the source of this 1478-nucleotide messenger RNA. RefSeq names its product splicing factor 3B subunit 4 (gene Spx). Gene Ontology annotation, cellular component: nucleolus; U12-type spliceosomal complex. Lineage: Eukaryota; Metazoa; Arthropoda; Insecta; Coleoptera; Brentidae. Gene Ontology annotation, biological process: positive regulation of mRNA splicing, via spliceosome. Bases 129 to 1313 code for a protein of 394 amino acids. The transcript has a single exon. Gene Ontology annotation, molecular function: RNA binding. The record is from RefSeq and is a predicted model, not a curated record.
UGUAAAUAAGUUUAAGAAGAAAAAGGUUAUGUAUUAGGGCAGUUCGAAUAAAAAGCCGCAGUGCUUCAUUUCGUUAUUUGUGUUAUUUGAUAAUGUGAAAGCAUUAACUUUAACGCAGUGUGGUUAAAAUGGCUAACGGACCAAUAGCAGAACGUAAUAGAGAUGCCACGAUAUAUGUUGGUGGCUUGGACGACAAGGUUUCCGAGUCUUUGCUGUGGGAAUUGUUUGUGCAAGCGGGUCCUUUGGUGAAUGUACACAUGCCGAAAGACCGAGUGACUAUGAUGCAUCAAGGAUACGGCUUUGUCGAAUUUAUGGGCGAAGAAGACGCCGACUAUGCUAUUAAAAUAAUGAACAUGAUAAAACUGUAUGGUAAACCAAUCCGUGUCAACAAGGCUUCAGCGCAUCAGAAAAAUUUAGAUGUGGGUGCGAACAUAUUCAUAGGUAACUUGGACCCGGAAGUGGAUGAGAAGCUUCUGUAUGAUACCUUCUCUGCCUUUGGGGUUAUACUUCAAACACCAAAAAUUAUGAGAGAUCCCGACACUGGUAACUCCAAGGGUUUCGCUUUCAUCAAUUUUGCAAGCUUCGAAGCUUCCGACGCUUCCAUUGAGGCAAUGAAUGGGCAGUAUUUAUGCAAUAGACCAAUAUCAGUGUCCUACGCUUUCAAAAAGGAUUCCAAAGGCGAGAGGCACGGAUCGGCAGCCGAGCGACUCUUAGCAGCUCAAAAUCCAUUGUCCCAAGCAGAUAGGCCACAUCAACUAUUCGCAGAUGCACCCCCAAUGGGUAUGAUGCCUCCAGGCAUGGCUUUGGCACCGCCGCCACCUCCAGUUAUUCUUGGUGGAAUGUUACCCCCACCACCACCAAAUCCAGGAAAUAUGCAACCACCUCCGCCUCCACCAGUACCGCCACCGUCAUCGUUUCCGGCGGGAAUUCCACCUCCACCGUUGCCACCAUCUCAACCCCCCUUACCCCCUGGUGCUCCACCUCCACCACCAAUUUCCGUAUCUACCGGAAGUUCGGCUCCGCGUCCUCCGUUGCCUCCAAUGCCUCCGACAUCUAACUCCGGUUCGGGACCUCCGCCUCCGAGAAUGAUGCCGCCCCCUCCGCCAUGGCAAGGUGGGAGCUUGCCUCCGGGACCUCCAGGUUCCGCGUCAGCUACAAGCGGUACGCCGUUCCCGGGAAUGUUUCCGCCUCCUCCUCCACCGGGAGGAAGACCUCCACCUCCAAAUUGGAGACCGCCGCCGCCUCCGAAUUUCAGUGGGAGGCCGCCGUUCCCGCCCAGAGGACCACCGCCACCUCCGCCUUCUUUCGAUUAAGGCUUGAGAAAUUAUUUUGAAUUAUUGUGUCACUGAAUUUUAAAUAAAUGUUUUGAUGCAUGUACGUAAUGAGUAAAUUAACAAAAUCGACCUGAUUUAAAAAAUAAUUCAUUUGAUUUAUAAAUUAAAUGAAAUGAAAAGCUAAAGCGGGCCAUCCACCAAACG